AUGGACGCGGACGCUCUAGACGCCGCGGUCGCGGCCGCGGACGUUAGGGUGGAGCAGCUCUUCGCGGAUCUGAGACGGCAGGCGGACGGGCGGAAUCCGGCGGUCCGACGCGCGUGGGACGCGGAGACCGCGGCGUCGAGUUGGCUGCGGCCGAAGCCGAGGCCGACUCAGGCGCCGCCGCCGGCGGAUCGCGACGACUGGUGGUACGAUCAUCUGUUCGGCGACGGGAACGGCGAGCCGAGCGACUCGGACGCGGACGCGCCGGAGCCGCGACAGCCCUCGGUCGCGACGCCGGCGCCGAGGGUGCGAGGCUCGGUGAAUCUCCUGACGCCGUCGCCCUGGCUGUUCAACAGCUUCGGCGGCGGCGACGUCGAGGUCGCGACGCGCUUCCAGCUGUCCGAAGGCGUCACCGCGGUCACGGAUCACGUCCUCGGGAGCUCGACGCCCUCGCGCGGGAACGAGAGACGCGCGGGGACGGUUCGACGGGAAGACGACGCGGGAAGGUCGACGCGAACGCCGCGCCGACUCGCCCGGGUGAACCAAUCGCUGCGACGCGCGAUCGACGACAUCGUCGGAGGCGAGAUCGAACGACGCGACAGCGGCUUCGACGCGAGCACGCCGCGCGAGGAGCGCGACGACGUCGACGAAAUGCUCGAACGAGAACGGAGGGUGACGGAAAACUUGAGAGACGGCGUCGCGGCGAUGCGCGCGACGGAGCGUCGACGAGCGAGCGCGGACGCGAACGCGCGCGUCGAGGCGCGAAGGGCGAAGGAGAAGAAACAGCGCGCGAGCGAAGCGGAUCGAAUUAUGCGCGCGGAGGCGAAGAAACCCGACCCGCCGGUGCCGCGCGCGCGCGUGGUGUUCCACCGCGCGUCGCAGACGGAGUUUUCACACCGCCGGCGCCCGGCGUCGACGCAGACUGUGUACAUCCACCCGUCGCUGAUCGAAUCGUUCGAGAAGAGGCCGCCGUGGGGCGGCGGCGCGGGCGGGAGCAGACGUUGGCAGGUCCGGAACCAGGUCGCGGCGGUCGCGCCGAGACCGACGUUGAAACCGACGGUCGCGCGCGUCUCGGUUGGCGUCGGGUCGGACGCGCCGCCGUCGAAGUCGCCGCGGCGGGUGAAGUUCUCCCCCGAGGUUUUCCACGAGGGAGGCGGCGCGUCGGAGCUCGCCGCGGAGAGCGACGCGGUGAUCGAACCGAUACGCGACGCCGCGCCGUUGUCCGGGUUCGAGGAGCGAUGCGCGGUCGCGAUCAGCACGUACCUCGUGUCCCUCGACGCUCGGCGACGCGCGUUCGUCCUAAACGACUGGGGCGCGAGCGACGGUCGGUUCGACGGCGCGGAGCUGUGCGUCCGCGUCGACGUCCAGCCGUCCGCGGACGGCGGCAUUCUCGUGCAAACGUCGAAGCACGCGCCGCCGGAGCGGUUCGUCCCGAUCGAUCCGCAGCCGUUGCGCGCGCUGCGUCUGUGCCUGAGCACGCCGCUGAGCAAACGACGCGGCGACGCGAACGUCGCGCCGACGUCGUUGGCGUGGAUCAGGAUCGAUCACGACGAACACGGAGCGAUGGACCUGCCGAAGCUGUGCGCGAGCAUGCUGUACCGGGAGCGCGCGAAGGAUGACGACGAGGGUAAAUCGCUUCCGCGCGGGUAUUUCGUGAACUUUUCGUUCAAAGAGCACGCGCGCGUGUUCCGCCACGCUGUGUACCUGGCUGAGCUUCGUUUGAAAGCGGCGAAGGACGCGGGGAAACCGAGCGGCGAGUGA
Molecule: messenger RNA, 1758 nt
Organism: Micromonas pusilla CCMP1545
Lineage: Eukaryota; Viridiplantae; Chlorophyta; Mamiellophyceae; Mamiellales; Mamiellaceae
Exons: 1
Coding region: 1-1758 (585 amino acids)
Source: RefSeq, a predicted model, not a curated record